Drosophila erecta is the source of this 1660-nucleotide messenger RNA. It is a transcript of the gene bam, whose product is annotated as protein bag-of-marbles. NCBI's taxonomy places the organism in Eukaryota, Metazoa, Arthropoda, Insecta, Diptera, Drosophilidae. The coding region runs from base 323 to 1660 and encodes 445 amino acids. The transcript is spliced from 3 exons. The record is from RefSeq and is a predicted model, not a curated record.
GUGUAUUUCGAAUUAGGAAUGUAAAGUUCGUAAUGAAAUUUUGCUUCUCAUUUCAAAUUUCUUUAAAGAGACCGGGUCAAUGACCCUUUGAGGUGACCAUAACAUGAAUACUCCUUGGUGCGAAGGCAGCCCUGUGACGGAACUCGAUAUGUUAUCGAUAACCCAAUAACAAAGCGUCGGACGCCACAAUUCUUCCUCUUCCUUCUGAAAUCGCAGACUGCGUGGCGUCGCGCCAAAUUAAACGGUAAAAAGAACUGUCACAGAAUACACAUUAAAAAAGUUGAAAAAAAUCGCGUAAAUUGAGUGAUUUCGAUUGGAAAGGAUGUUUAAUGCACGUGACGUGGGUCCUGCGGGCAACGACGACCAGCAAUUGGAUCUCAAUUUCAGGCAGAUGGAGGAGCAUUUGGCCUUUAUGUUGGAAUGCAAUGAAAACGAAGCCCCGAUGCAGUCCACUUGGGACUCCGAGGACUCGGACGAAGAUGGUGCCAGCUGCUCGUCGAGCGUCCUGUCCGAAAUGCAGGAGAACUUCGGUAGACUCCGGUUGUGCGACAUCGCUGCACCGCGCCUCGAAUUCCACGGCCUGGCAUGCUUGCAACAGCUGCAGAAGCGUUCACGCCAGUUCAGAAUCGGUGGUGCUCCGGCCAAGAAAUCGCGGCCCGGAGCACCCCCAGUUCCGCCAGCUUUCCUGUUGGUUACCGGGCCAAAGCAGGAGCAGCUGCAGAAGGAGAACGCGUGGAACCAGUCUUGCCAAGACGGUUCGUCUUCGGUGCAGCCCAUAACUAUUGAGAAACUGCGUCUGAUUGGUCUGCACGGCGAUUGCAUAGAGCACAACGCCGUGUUGCGUUUGAUGAAUCUGUUUAGGUCCUUGCAUGAUCACCUGGCCGCCGACUUGGGCUUCUCGCGCCAAAACUCAAUGCCCUCGGAUUACCUGUUCGAUAUGCCGGUCAAGAGCUUGAUGCCAAAAAGCCUGAAUGUGCGCUACCAACUGCAGGUGCUGUGCACCAAAGUCGAGCGCUUUCUUGGUCAGCAGCGCCGCACCUUGGAGACAAAUCGUCACUUUGAUUUCGAUAAGUACAACGAGUGUGACAAAUUGCUUAAGGGUUCCGCAUCCUAUUUGCAGACUUUUAAGCGGUUUCUAAGCAUCGAAAUGCGCCAUCGAAACGGAAACUUUUUGAGCACUUCAGCCAAGUUCAAUGCUCAGCGACUGGAGAGUUCGCUGAUUGGCCUGCGCGAGUGGCUCAAGGCUGCGCAUCUCAGUGUGCACGUGUUUAACUGGGAAAUGGAUCUUGAGCAUCGCUAUUCGGCUGCCAUGACCGAAAGCCACAAGUCAUUGACCGAGCGAGCCAUUCUUUUGGCCGGUGCCGAGUUGAGGGCCGCAAAACCGCGUGGGAUCAGUGUGGAGGAGCUGUUCAUCGCCAAGAGAUAUAAUCUGGAUGGUGCCGUCUGUUGCGCCAUGGAGCACGAGGAGUUUCUUACCGCUCUCCUUGCGAGUCCGGAGACCUAUUUCCCGCCCAGUGUUGUCGCCAUUUGCGGGCCACAAAAGUUUGGCGCAGUGAACAUGAAUGAGGAGUCACAGUCGGAGGAGGAGAUCGAGGAGUUUGAGGAAGCGCCAUCAUCGCCGCCUCGCCACAGCAGACGUUUUCCGCGUUUCAGAAGCUAA